CGGGGCCGGAGCAGGGCCGGGGCCGGAGCAGGGCCGGGGCCGGAGCGGGGCCGGGGCCGGAGCGGGGCCGGGGCCGGAGCGGGGCCGGAGUGGGGCCGGGGCCGGAGCCGGAGCCGGAGCGGGGCCGGAGCCGCUGCCCCCGCCAUGUCCAAGCUGCUGCCGGCGCAGGAGGCGGCUCGGAUCUACCACACCAACUACGUGCGGAAUGCGCGGGCCAUGGGGGUGCUCUGGGCCCUCUUCACGCUCUGCUUCUCCAUCCUGAUGGUGGUGACCUUCAUCCAGCCCUACUGGAUCGGCGACAGCAUCGACACGCCGCAGGCCGGCUACUUCGGCCUCUUCUCCUACUGCAUCGGCAACGCGCUCACCGGUGAGCUCAUCUGCAAGGGCAGCCCCCUGGACUUCGGCACCAUCCCCUCCAGUGCCUUCAAAACUGCCAUGUUCUUCGUAGGCAUCUCCACCUUCCUCAUCAUCGGCACCAUCCUCUGCUUCAGCCUCUUCUUCUUCUGCAACGCGGCCACCGUUUACAAAGUCUGCGCCUGGAUGCAGCUGGCAGCGGCUACGGGGCUGAUGAUCGGCUGCCUGAUCUACCCCGACGGCUGGGACUCUAGCGAGGUGAGGCGAAUGUGCGGCGACAAAACCGACAAAUACACGCUGGGCGCCUGCACCGUGCGCUGGGCCUACAUCCUGUGCAUCAUCGGCAUCCUGGACGCCCUCAUCCUCUCCUUCCUGGCCUUCGUGCUGGGCAACCGGCAGGACAACCUCCUGCCCUCGGAUUUCAAAGUGGAGGAUAAAGAAGAGGGAAAUGACUGACAGGACUGACAGAGCUGCUCACCACGGUCAUCCAGAGCUCUUCUUCCAUCAGCACUUUUCUUUGAAGUGACUCUUCUAGGAAGCUCAAACUUACCAAAUUCUGUGGAUUUUCUACAGCUUUUUUCAUCCAUGGGGCCGCUCUUGGCUCACAGCUCUUGUGGAGCUUAUUUGGUGGGAAGAGCCCAAAAGGGACAUUGAAGUUUUUCUGAGACCAUCAGCAAGAAGGACAAGAGGGGAAGGAUGGCGAUUUGCUGCUUUUUGGGGGGGUUUGUACACCUUAUUUCAAGGAGAUUAGUUCUGAAUUAAAAAAAAAAAAACAACAAAACACCACCAAAAUAUCA
Molecule: messenger RNA, 1151 nt
Organism: Hirundo rustica (Barn swallow)
Lineage: Eukaryota; Metazoa; Chordata; Aves; Passeriformes; Hirundinidae
Gene: LHFPL5
Product: LHFPL tetraspan subfamily member 5
Exons: 4
Coding region: 145-810 (221 amino acids)
Biological process (GO): detection of mechanical stimulus involved in sensory perception; sensory perception of sound
Cellular component (GO): plasma membrane
Source: RefSeq, a predicted model, not a curated record